Messenger RNA from Chanos chanos (milkfish), 1468 nucleotides. It is a transcript of the gene napab, whose product is annotated as N-ethylmaleimide-sensitive factor attachment protein, alpha b. Lineage: Eukaryota; Metazoa; Chordata; Actinopteri; Gonorynchiformes; Chanidae. The record is from RefSeq and is a predicted model, not a curated record. The coding region runs from base 85 to 984 and encodes 299 amino acids. Gene Ontology annotation, cellular component: synaptobrevin 2-SNAP-25-syntaxin-1a complex; vacuolar membrane; terminal bouton. Gene Ontology annotation, biological process: synaptic transmission, glutamatergic; intracellular protein transport; SNARE complex disassembly. Gene Ontology annotation, molecular function: soluble NSF attachment protein activity; syntaxin binding. The transcript is spliced from 11 exons.
UCGAUGUGGUCUCUCCCUAGAGUGUCUCGCUUAAACUUUGUGAAUUAUAAACUGAACAGUUUGCGUACAUAGUAAUUAGACGACAUGGACAACUCUGGUAAAGAAAAGGAAGCCGUGGCUCUUAUGGCUGAGGCAGAAAAGAAAGUUAAAUCUUCGCAGUCCUUCUUCGGUUCUCUGUUUGGAGGCUCAUCGAAAAUGGAGGAAGCCUGUGACAUGUAUGCCAGGGCUGCCAACAUGUUUAAAAUGGCAAAGAACUGGAACUGUUCUGUUUCAGCUGCAGGUAAUGCCUUUUCUCAGGCCGCGCGUCUGCAUUUACAGAUGCAGAGCAAACACGACGCUGCCACCAACUUCAUCGAUGCUGGCAAUGCUUUCAAAAAAGCUGACCCUCAAGAGGCCAUCAACUGUUUGAAUAGGGCCAUUGAAAUAUACACAGACAUGGGGCGGUUUACCAUCGCAGCCAAACACCAUGUCACCAUUGCAGAGGUAUUUGAGGCAGAACUUGUGGAUAUUGAAAAGGCUAUAGCUCACUAUGAACAGGCUGCCGACUACUACAAGGGAGAGGAAUCCACCAGCUCAGCCAACAAGUGCCUUUUAAAAGUGGCUAGUUACGCGGCCCAGCUGGAGCAGUAUCCAAAAGCUAUUGAGAUCUACGAACAGGUUGGGACCCACGCAAUGGACAGCACACUGUUGAAAUACAGCGCUAAAGACUAUUUCUUCAAGGCAGCCCUCUGUCACUUCUGUGUCGACAUGCUCAACGCAAAGCUGGCAUUGCAAAAGUAUGAGGAAAUGUUCCCUGCAUUUUCGGAUUCUCGGGAAUGCAAACUGAUAAAGAAGCUGCUGGAUGCCUAUGAGGAGCAGAAUGUCGACGCGUACACUGAUGCUGUGAAGGAAUAUGACACGAUUUCACGGCUAGACCAGUGGCUCACCACCAUGCUGCUCCGCAUUAAGAAAACUAUACAGGAGGACGAGAGUGAUCUCCGCUAAAGGCCAAAUCGGCCUCUUCCUACAAUCACCCCCCCCCCCCCCCCCCCCCCCCCCAAACCAUGACCAAAUUUAGCAGUCUGUCUCCAUAUUCUCCUCUUAAGUCUGCCUGUUCCUCUAUCACUGACUCUCUUUGCUCUUUAGUCUCUGAGUCACAAUGACAGAAAACCCUCCGUUGACUCUCUCCGGUCAUAUCAUGUAGGUGCCUUGCCACAGACAUGGUCUCAUAGCAGACAUCAGAGAACACUAAGUGGUUAAAAACAAACAAACAUACAUACCAAACCCCUUGUGAUGAAGCCGAGUGUGGGUGUCGAGUGCCUUAUUACUGACAGUAAAGCCACAGCCUGUUUGGGACGCCCACCGUUUUAGAGCUCAAAUCACUGUGCCUUAUACUCACACACACAAAAAAAUUUUUAUCUGUACGCUUCAUGUGGUUUAUUCUAUAUGUGUUCUUUGAAUUUAUAUUACGAAUUAUACUGCAGUUUCU